GUGGAAUUUACUGCUAACACCCAAUUGAAAUGCGAUUACGCAAAUUCCCGCACAUUAAUAAGAAAACGCCGUUUACUCCACGAAGUCAAGUAGUCAACUCUCAGAGCUUCACAUCGCAUUUGCUUUAAUGCAAUAUUACUAUAACUGAUUAAUUUCUUAUUUCUUUCUUUUUUUUUUUCUUUUUUUUCUCGAAAAAGAAGAUUUUCACGUAUGGUAGUAUGCUUUACUACUACACUACUCCCUUCCACUCUGCUCACAAUCGUUUUCCCAUUUUCCCAUUCAAAUCUCCCUCAUUCGCAUUUUCUCUUCUUUUUCUGCGUCGAGAACAAUUCGACGAUGGGAGAAAUCGGGUGGAAGAUGAUCAGCUCUUUGUGGGUGGUAGUGCUGCUCGUGAUCAGAGCGUCGCCGGCCAUCGGAUUUUAUCUUCCCGGAGUCGCGCCGCAAGAUUUUCAAAAGGGUGAAACUCUUGAGGUGAAAGUGAACAAACUCUCCUCAACAAGGACACAGCUCCCAUAUGACUACUACUCCUUAAGUUAUUGCAAACCUCUCCAGAUAAAGAACAGAGCAGAAAAUUUGGGAGAAGUUCUUCAUGGCGACCGCAUUGAGAAUUCUGUGUAUAGUUUUAUGAUGAGAACGCCACAAUCAUGUAAACUAGCCUGCCGAGUGGAACUCAAUGAGGAAACAGCAAAGAAAUUCAAGAAGAGGAUUGAUGAAGAUUAUCGUGUCAAUAUGAUCUUGGACAAUCUUCCUGUUGCAGUUCUUUGGCAAGUUAGGAGUGGAAAUUACCGGAAAAUUUAUGAGCGGGGUGUAAGAGUUGGUUUCAAAGGCAAAUUUGCUGGUAGCAAUGAGCAGAGGUAUUUUAUCUACAACCAUCUCAGCUUCAAAGUUAAAUAUCAUCCUGAUCCUGAUGCUCAGACUUCUCGUGUUGUUGGUUUUGAGGUCACUCCUCUAAGUAUCAGUCACCAUUACAAGAAAUGGAAGGGGAACGACACGAAGCUAUCAACAUGCAAACCAAACAAUCAAGCUUUACUUGAAUCAAGUGUGCUUCCUCAAGAAAUUGAUGGAGACAAGGAGAUUGUAUUCACUUAUGAUGUUUCUUUUGAGGCUAGUGAUAUCAGAUGGGCAUCGAGAUGGGACACAUACCUCCUCGUGAAUGAUGAUCAGAUUCAUUGGUUCUCCAUCAUCAAUUCCUUGAUGAUCGUCCUUUUCCUCUCUGGCAUGGUUGCCAUGAUCAUGAUUCGGACCCUCUACAGAGAUAUCGCCAAGUAUAACCAGCUGGAUCAAGAAGAGGUCCAGGAGGAAACAGGAUGGAAGCUGGUCCAUGGAGACGUGUUCAGACCACCUAGCAACCAAGCCUUGUUGUGUGUCUAUGUUGGGACAGGAGUGCAAGUCUUUGGGAUGACUUUCGUGACUAUGAUAUUUGCGUUGCUUGGUUUCCUCUCACCUUCCAACCGAGGAGGACUGAUGACAGUCAUGGUUUUCUUGUGGGUGUUCAUGGGAUUAUUCGCGGGCUAUUCCUCUGCCUACUUGCACAAAACAUUCAAAGGCACGGACUGGAAGAGGUUGUCACUGAGAACAGCUGUGAUGUUCCCUGGUUUCGUAUUCAUCAUAUUCUUGGUGCUGAAUGGCCUAAUCUGGGGUGAGAGAUCCUCCGGUGCUGUCCCAUUUGGGACGAUGUUUGCCCUUGUCGUGUUGUGGUUUGGCAUAUCGGUGCCGCUGGUGUUCUUGGGCAGCUUCCUGGGGUUCAGGACCCCUGCACUCGAGGACCCUGUGAAGACGAACAAAAUCCCUAGGCCGAUCCCCCCACAGCCGUGGUACAUCCACCCGCUCUUUGCCAUGCUCUUUGGUGGGAUCCUUCCCUAUGGUGCAGUCUUUGUUGAGCUCUUCUUCAUACUGACAUCUGUGUGGCUCAACCAGUUCUACUACAUCUUUGGCUUCCUCUUCCUAGUGUUCUUGAUUCUGAUGGUGACUUGUGCUCAAAUCACUCUUGUGCUCUGCUACUUUCAGCUGUGCAAUGAGGACUACAGGUGGUGGUGGAGAUCCUACUUCACUUCUGGAUCUUCUGCAAUCUAUCUCUUUCUCUAUGCCAUCUUCUACUUCUGCACCAAGCUCCAGAUCACUAAGAUGGUCUCUGCCAUUCUCUACUUCGGCUACAUGUUCAUCAUUGCUUGCGCGUUUUUCAUCCUCACCGGGACCAUUGGCUUCUGCGCGUGCUUCUUGUUUGUUCGCAAGAUUUACUCGUCUGUCAAGAUCGACUAACGUAGAGUUGGUAGAGUGACGAGCCCAUGUAAGUUACUUCAGUGCUCACUUUGUGUUCUUGCAUAAACUAAUUUACUUGAGAUGUGCGUAUGUGUGUGUUUGUUGACAUGAUGAAAUCAGUCUGCUUUGUUUCUGUACCGUGGGUUCAAAUGUAACCUUCUUUACAGUUGCUGUUGUAGCAUCAACUCCAGUGAAAGAAAUAUUGCAGAAUCGCAUGAAAA
Molecule: messenger RNA, 2480 nt
Organism: Salvia miltiorrhiza (redroot sage)
Lineage: Eukaryota; Viridiplantae; Streptophyta; Magnoliopsida; Lamiales; Lamiaceae
Product: transmembrane 9 superfamily member 7-like
Exons: 7
Coding region: 211-2259 (682 amino acids)
Biological process (GO): protein localization to membrane
Cellular component (GO): membrane
Source: RefSeq, a predicted model, not a curated record